CAGACAGAUUCCACUUAAAGUUGGUGUAAAGAAGAAAAACCUGCUUAUUUUUGAUCAACAGCAGCAGAGCCUUGGCCUGAGAAUGCAACCUUGUACCAACCGCUAAUGGAUGAUCAGAUCCUGCUCUCAGACCAUGCCUCAUCUCUUUCUGUUCAGGCCUACCUCCGGAUGUGUGGUCUGCCAAUUCAGGUGGUCUGCAGAUACAAUGCUGAGUACAUGUCACCCUCUGGGAAAAUCCCCUUCAUCCACGUGGGGAAUCAGGUGGUGUCUGAACUGGGGCCAGUUGUGCAGUUCACUAAAGCCAAGGGCCACUCGCUGAGCGACAGCUUGGACGAUGUCCAGCGAGCCGAGAUGAAAGCGUACAUGGAGCUGGUGUACAACAUGCUGCUCACUUCUGAGCUGUUCGUCCAGUGGUGUGACGACGCCACAGCAGGCGAGAUUUCUCGGCCCAGGUACAGCAGCCCGUACUCCUGGCCUCUCGGGAACAUCCUGGCCUACCAGAAGCAGUGGGAGGUGCGCAGGAAGAUGAACGCCAUCGGCUGGGGAGGGAAGACGCUGGAGCAGGUUCAGACGGGCUGA
Poecilia latipinna (sailfin molly) is the source of this 579-nucleotide messenger RNA. RefSeq names its product metaxin 2 (gene mtx2). The coding region runs from base 106 to 579 and encodes 157 amino acids. The transcript is spliced from 7 exons. Gene Ontology annotation, cellular component: SAM complex; cytoplasm. Gene Ontology annotation, biological process: mitochondrion organization. Lineage: Eukaryota; Metazoa; Chordata; Actinopteri; Cyprinodontiformes; Poeciliidae. The record is from RefSeq and is a predicted model, not a curated record.